AUGUCGCCGGUGUCGUCGUCGUCGUCGAGGCCGGCGUCGCUCCCGUCGUCGCCGUACAGGCCGGCGCUCCGGGCGGGCAGCCUGCAGCGGCUGCUCCGGCCGCCGGACCCCUCCGACGACGACGCGCCCACGCCCCGCUCCUCCCGCGGCGGCGGCCACGGCCGCGCCCUGCUCCAGGUCACCAACAUCACCCCGGCGCUCUCCGGCGCCGACCCUUUCUCCGGCCACCACGGCUUCUACCUCCGCCUCUCCGACUCCGCGCGCUCCUGCUACGUCUCCCUCCACGCCGACCACGACGACCUCAUCCUCACCAACGGCCUCCACAUCGGUCAGGUCAUCGAGGUCGAGCACCUCGUGCCGUCCGUCCCGGCGCCGGUGCUCCGCAAGUUCCGUGUUCUUCCCGGCCGGUACCCCUGCAUCCACCAGGAGCCCGCCGAUAUGGCCUCCACCACCGCCGCCGCCGCUGCGUGCUCCGGCGCGGCCGAGAUCAAGGAGGUCGUGUCCGAGCGCCCGCGCCGGCCGUCGCCGACGCCCCCCAUCCCGGCCGAGAGGAGGGCGCGGCAGGCGGGCUCCCCCUCCGCGAUCAGCCACCGCCACAGGUCACGGUCGAUAUCGAACUUGUCCGAGACUGGCGCCGCGGCGAGGAGUAGCAGCGCCGCCGUCCUGGGGAAGCUGAGGAAGAUCAGCGUCACGUCCAUCGAUGGCACCAGCACCGACGACGACGACGAGUCCGACGUGUCGUCGUUGUCCUCGGCGAGGAGGAAUUGGGAUGUCACCGGGAGCAUCAAGGACAGGAGACCCGUCGCUCCUCGGAGGCGUGGCAACAGCGUUUCCCCAAGUAAAUCUGGCCCAAAUUCCAGUGUCACCCAGAAUGAUGCUGGGAAUGAUCCGAUGGAGUCAGUGAGGAGGAAAGCCGAGAAGGCAUUCAAGGUGCUCUCCAAGAGGGCAUCUGCUAAGAUGUCCAGAGAAAGCUCCUGCAUGGCGGCGACACCGCAGAGCGCUUCGGCGUCGAGCGGCAUCAAGUGGUGCGAGAACAAUGUGAUGUGGAGCUCACUUUCAUCAAGCUUGAUGAAGUAUGGAAAGGAAGCAGUGAAGCAGAGAGACAUGGCGCUGCAGGCCGUGCUUGAUGGAUUGCUAGAGGCAUCUACCACUGAGAAAUUGAUAAAAUGCCUAAGUACGUACUCUGAACUACAAUCUGACAAGGAAGACGACCCGAAGGAGCUCAUUGACAGGUUCUUGAAAUUCUCUCAGGAACUGGAUCAUGCCAUCUUCAUCGCCCAAUCACAGACCAAAAUUAGACAAGUAAAAGCAUGUGGUUCCAAUCCAACAUCCUCAACUUCAACCAAAGCUGCUUUGAAGGCUGCAUUGGAUAGGAAGCAAUCUGCCAUCUUAUGGAUCAGAGCAGCCAUUGAAGCAGACCUCUCACCUUUUUCUAGUUACACAAGACCCACUGAACCACCAAAACUGUUACUGUCUGAAUCAAAGCCUGUGACACCAUUGUUCUGUUGUUCCAAGCCGAAAUGCAACUGCAACAAGAGGACCUCAAGGAAAACAUCUGACGGUUCCUCUGAAGGAAGCAACAUGAAUGCAGCCAUGGACCUGGCUAUAGCACUUAGAUCAGAAUGCAACUGUUGGUUCCUCAAGUACAUCGACAAGUUCUUGGAUGAUAUCGAAAGCGAGACCGUAUAUGCGCCAUGUGAUUCCCAAGUUGCAGGCCUUCUGCAGCAGCUUAAAAGAGUUGAUGACUGGCUCAACCGUGUCGUGAGGCACGACAGGAUGCUUUCGAUCGACCGAAGCAACAAGGAUAGCAUGUUUUCUGAGGAAGAAGAGAACGAUGCGUGCGAGAGGGUACGGAGAAAGAUUUAUGGAGCCCUUCUAAGGCAUGUCCAAUAUGCUGCAAUGGCGCUCGAGGGUCUGAAUGGUGUAACUGAUGAAGAGAAGGAAGAGCGGAAGUAGCAGUAACUGCGCACAAGCUUUAUCAAUAUAUAGAAAGAAUAAACAAAUUGUGUAGUUGAAGAUGAUAUAAUUUUAUCAUCAUCAGAAUUCAAGUAGUAUCUUAGGCAUAACUCUCAAAUGUAGCCUGAUACUUUUAUGUCGGAUACUCUGAUAGUGUUGUUGCUACUAUUGCUAAUUUUGUGUGUGCUUAGACAUGGCAUCCUAAAACUGACAAAUGCAUCAAGUGUGAGUUUAAGGGCAAGAAAUGCCUGAAGUACAAGAUUGAUGAACCGAGUAGGAGGACAAUGAAACAGUUGAGGACCUUGGAUGCAAUUUACGCUCUGAUAA
This is a messenger RNA of Oryza brachyantha (malo sina), 2283 nucleotides long. RefSeq lists its product as uncharacterized. Bases 1 to 1956 code for a protein of 651 amino acids. The transcript has 4 exons. The record is from RefSeq and is a predicted model, not a curated record. NCBI's taxonomy places the organism in Eukaryota, Viridiplantae, Streptophyta, Magnoliopsida, Poales, Poaceae.